AUGGGUUCGUGCGUCUCGCGCUCGCCGGCUUCAGCGUCCACGGCAGGGUCAUCAGGGCGGAGAGUGGCCACCGUGAAGGUUGUGGACAUGGACGGCUCCAUGGCGCAGUACGCGGCGCCCAUCACCGCGCGGGAGGCCCUCGGGGACGACGAGCGCCGCCGUGGGGCGCCGGUCUUCCUGUGCAGCUCCGACGAGCUCCGCCUCGACGCGCCCCCGCGCGCUCUGGCGGACCAGGAAGAGCUGCAGUCCGGGUGGCUCUACCUCGUGCUCCCCAUGUCCAUGCUUCCCCUCACGCUCACCGGGCACGAGAUGGCCGCCCUGGCCGUCAGGGCCAGCUCCGCGCUCGCCGUCGUCAGCGGCGUCGCGUCCCCUCCGAGGCACAAGAACGUGGCUGGCACCAAGGGCAAGCAACGGAAAAUGGCUCGAGUGGCACCCGUCGUCGCCCUCGACGAGCACGCCGAACUAGCAGAUCGUGAAUGGAGCCAGCACGCCUAUGGCAAACAUGGAGCCGCGCGCAAGACGGUGCGCGGCGAUGAGACGGCAGGGAAAAGGAGGAAGAGAGCGGCAAGUGUCAACCCAACAAAGCAUAUCACUGUUACCAUUGUUGUCAACAAAAACGACCUGGUGCCAUCUUUUGGCAAGGUCUCAGCUGCCAGUCUUCGCACAGAGGCCGACACUGGGGGCCUCCCCAUCGCGCCGCCACCAGAGCCCUCGCCGCGCCUGAUACUCUCAUCGCCGCUGCCGUCGGCCCUUGCCACGCCGUCGGUCUCAGCUGCCAAGGGUAGUUUGGGGGUGAAGGUCCCCGAGGAUGGCCACCAUGACCGUUGUGGCGGGUUUGGCCAGCUCGUUGUCAAGCAGCGCCUAGGGCGACGCCUCUGA
Lolium rigidum is the source of this 879-nucleotide messenger RNA. RefSeq lists its product as uncharacterized. NCBI's taxonomy places the organism in Eukaryota, Viridiplantae, Streptophyta, Magnoliopsida, Poales, Poaceae. Bases 1 to 879 code for a protein of 292 amino acids. The record is from RefSeq and is a predicted model, not a curated record. The transcript is spliced from 3 exons.